Nasonia vitripennis (jewel wasp) is the source of this 8526-nucleotide messenger RNA. RefSeq lists its product as uncharacterized. NCBI's taxonomy places the organism in Eukaryota, Metazoa, Arthropoda, Insecta, Hymenoptera, Pteromalidae. Gene Ontology annotation, biological process: transmembrane transport; monocarboxylic acid transport. The transcript has 7 exons. The record is from RefSeq and is a predicted model, not a curated record. The coding region runs from base 2046 to 5009 and encodes 987 amino acids. Gene Ontology annotation, molecular function: monocarboxylic acid transmembrane transporter activity.
UAAUGAAUCGCUGAGCGGGACGGGAUUGUUUAUUUGUGUGUAACACGUCGGCUGCCGAUUAUGUUAUUAUACAUUGUUGCUAUUAUUACGGGUUGUUGGAGAUUUUGAGGAAAUAAGGCUGGUGUUGCGAUUGUAUUCAAAUUUGCUCGGUUUUAGAAGUCGGAGUAAUCGAUGGUCAGUCACGAACACGAUUCUAUAAUUAUUCUAAUACCGAGGCAAGUUCAAUCUUGCGACUCGGUUGAAUCGAUACGCGAGUGUAUAGUGCGUAUAUUAUCGUCAUUAUUAAUCCGAUAGCCAUGACUUUUCAUCCUGUGAAAAAACCCGAAAGCUCGUUCAGUCGAGCUUUCUGACCUUCGGCAAAGCGUCAGCUCGUAAAUUCGCUUAUCAAUCAUCUCUUUCAUUCGCCUAGCUCUAUUACUUAUACUCUCGAUUACACCCACGCGCGCACAGCGGAAGAGGAGGCGAAUAUAUACAUUAUUUUCUUUUCGCUACAAACUCGUUAGAUCGCGAUUGAAAGAUUUCCCGCUUAUAAAUAACCAGUGUAUACGAAUCACGCGAAAUUACGCACACACCCCCGCAGCAGACAAGCGAUCGAUGGUCCAGUAACCCGAAUUACCGAGUGUCCCUCUCUCGAAAUCGCGCUAUACACCACGUGUAAUCCGACCUUAUUACAACGAACGAAACGACUUCCCAUCGAGACAAUAGCCUCUUCUCUAUAUACACUGUAUAGACGCACGAAAUGUUUACAGAUUAAAAAUCGGCGCUAUCUGGCGACGAGAGGUUCGAGAGCGACGAGAAAGCGAGAGAGUUGUUGGUCCGUAUAGGAUGUAAUAGAAGCGUGCGCGUCGCAGAGAGAAAGAGUUGAAGCUACUCGGAUUCAGAGCUCGAGCGCGUGGGCUUAAAGAGCCGGCUUGAUUAACGGGAUGAGAGACUCUCUUUUUAGGGGCAAUUGAACGCGAUGUACGGAAAUGAGUAUUAAAUCAUUUAUUUAUUUGCUUUAACGCUUAUAUUGCGCUUUUCCGGAUUGCGCUAGGGACUUGUAGUAUAUAUAGUUGAAUAACGUAUAUACGCGGAAUGAGAUAAGCUGGUGUGCAGAGCGACACAAAGUGUAUAUAAUCAAAGCCGUCGAUCUCCGGAGAAAAUAUAUAAUAAUAACAAUAACCAGUCGCUCUAGUCUCGGUCUCUCUGAUAAGGCGAACUUUCCGAGCUACGAUGUUUCGUCGGCUCACAAGUGACGCGCGAGUGAGAGACUUCUUAGCAAUUACGGUGUAAAUCACCUGCAACGUUUACUCUAGUUUCUCUCGCUUUCCGUUAUUAUUUCCCCGGUUCGUAUGUGUGUCUGUGUGUGUGUGUUUAAUGUGGCUUGAUUACACACUCGUUCGUAGUUAUUAUAUAUUCCGCGAUGCCGAAUCGAAAAAGCACGAGAGAUGAUAUAAGACGGGGUAGAUAAGGGGAUUUCGGAAAGCGCAGAGUGACGCAUUCGCGCGCGGUAUAAACAAGUCAAAUUCCCGUCUGAUUUGUAGUAAAUCAGUUUGGUUCGCGCUAAGCCCUGAAGAAUAAUUUCCUAAGAGGAAAAAUGUACCCGGGAGAGUUUCGACGUUGUACUCACCGCGAGAGAGGCUCUAGUGGCAGGUGUUCUCGUGGCGUUUGAUUUUUUUUUUCCUUUCGGAUACUUGUGGUGAUUGUGUAUACAUGGGAUCGAUUGGAUUGUCGUUGGUGACACGAGCGGCAAAGUCGUCACGCAUCGGUGCAUGCUGAGUAGCCGCAAUCAGCGUCAGCUCAGCAGCGUCAUCGGCCUCAGCAACAUCAGCCCAUCAGAUCGCCGAUAUCUCCACUCAAUAGCCAAGUGGUCAGUCUCCGCGGUCCUUAUGGUAGGUGAAGGCUCCCGUCCACCAGGCUGCUGCACACCCCCCAGCUGCGAGAUCCAAGGGCUAAAGGGCUGGCCUCGCCGUUGGAGCCAGUCGAGCACCAGCAACACCUACAUUUAGAAGACUCAGUCCAAGACGCAGGCGUAGAAAUCUUCAUCGGCAGAGCGUCGGCGGAUAAUGGCCGACCGUAAUCGGAACUUCCUCUCGCGCGACAGCAUCAACGAGCACAACAACCACAAAGCCGCGAAGAUCGUCGCCAACAACAACGAGCUGCCGAGGAAGGAGGGUCUCUACGCCAAGAAGGAGAACAGCAACUACCAGAGGUUCGUCGACUACCCGAAGAAUGAGCUGGACACGCCGUCGAAGAAGGCGCCGAUAGUCGGCUGGCAGAACGGCAGCCCGACCCUCUUCCCCAGCUCGCCGGAGGAGCAUCAUGCUUCAGGCCCGGUUGUCAGGCCGCUCGUCCCGGCUCCGGAGACGCCGUCCGAGAGCUCGGGCAUCGGCCGCGACGACGAGGACACGGAGAACCUCAGCAGCAUCGCCGACGAGAGGGGCAUACCCUCGACGCCCGGGCUCACCAUCGACAAGAGCCUCGAGUCCUUCUCGCAAGACGUCGACCUGUCCCUGGCCACGGCCUCCACUCCCGAGCUCGAGCAGCUGGACUUCGAGUCGCCGGCCGACAGCGAGUACAGGCCUCCGCCGACACCCGGAGAGGACAGCUACCUCGCCUCGCCGAACCUCACCGUCGGCACCAGUCCCACCGACAAGCCCGAACACGACCCGGGUAGGGUGGACGAGAAGCGGGACCAGAACCACGCGGUGCCGGCCGGCAGUCCGGAGAAGGGAGGCGGCGGCAUACUCGUCAAGAGGCGCUACUCCGAGCAGGACUCCGCGGCGACGCUGGUCCAGGACUCGCUGCGCGGCAACGAGAAAGACUCGAUCGACGACUCGGAGGUGAUGCUCGAGAUCUACGACGACGAGGACGACAACAGCACCGAGGAGGACUCGAAGAAGAAGCCCAAGAUACCGGACGGCGGCUGGGGCUGGGUAGUCGUCUGCUCGUCCCUGGUCAUCUCCAUGAUAGCCGACGGCGUGUCCUUCAGCUUCGGCCUCCUCUACAUCGAGUUCCUCCACCACUUCGAGGAGUCGAAAGCCAACACGGCCUGGAUAGGCUCCCUCUUCAUGGCCGUGCCGCUGCUCUCGGGGCCGAUAAUGUCGGCUCUGGUGGACAGGUACGGCUGCCGGAAGAUGACUAUCGCCGGGGGCCUGAUAUCCGGCACAGGUUUCGUCCUGAGCAGCUUCGCUAACAGCAUCGGGGUAAUGUAUCUGACCUUCGGCGUACUCGCGGGACUGGGUCUGGGCCUGUGCUACGUCACGGCCGUCGUGAGCAUCGCGUUCUGGUUCGACAAGAAGCGCACCCUCGCCGUGGGCCUCGGGGCCUGCGGCACGGGCAUAGGGACCUUCGUCUACGCGCCGAUGACGACCUACUUCAUCCAGGAGUUCGGCUGGAGAGGCUGCGUCCUCCUGCUCUCGGGGACGUUCUUCAACAUGAUAGUCUGCGGCACGGUGAUGAGGGACCCCGAGUGGUGGAUCCUCGAGCAGAAGAAGCAGCAGGGCCUGACGUCGCCGAAGAAGAGCGGCAAGGGGGGCAACGGGGCAAAGCUGCAGGACGGGAUGAGCAGAUCGCAGGGUAGCCCGACGGACGAGGACUUCCCCGGAGUCGAGGAGCUCAGGAGGCUGAUGAAGAGCGGAAAGGCGCCGGAGUACUUGCUGCAGAAUCUCAGGACUAGCACGGAGACCAGGGUCAAUUCUAGCGGCAAUCCGGCCUUCAGGAGCGUCGUCAAUUUACCGACCUUCGUCAGGCAGAGCGAGAAGGUUCCACUGGAGGUGCUGGAAUCGCUGUCCUCCAACUCGCGACUCUACAACGUCAUCCUGGAGAACUACCCGAGUCUGCUGCUCUGCAGGAGCGCCUCGGAUAAGAAGCUCGACGAGUCGAACGGGGACGUGAACAACAAGAGCGGAGUCACCAUGUCGAUGAGGUUACAGGACUGGCUGAAGCAAGCGAAGGACAAAGGCAAGAAACAGCAGUCGUCCCGGUCAGGAUCGACCCACGCCUCGACCAAAGUCUUGGCCGCUCGGCGAAUGUCUCGCAAAGAUCUGGAGGAGGCGAAUCCCUUAUUAGCCAAAGAACUCGCUCAAGCAAUCGCAGAGGCCGAGCGCGCCAAGUCGGUCUCCCGUCACCACCUGCCCGGCUGUGGUGCCGGGGUCGUCCGCACGGAUUCGCUGCCUUGGCUACGUCGUCAGUUCAGCACCAACACUCACUACUUCAAGGACAUCAGGGUGCACAGGAACUCGGUCAUGUAUCGCGGUGCUGUGCUCAACCUUCACAAGUACCGACUGCGCGCCAGCAGCUGUCCCAACAUCUAUAGGAACAGUAUGACCACACUCGCCAAGGAGAACGAGGAGAAAUGGUACAGCGAGCUGGUCGACCUGAUGAAGGGCAUGAUGGACUUCUCGAUGUUCUCGGAGCUCCAUUUCCUUCUGCUAUCGCUGUCGACUAUUCUCCUCUUCACUUGGUUCAUCGUGCCUUAUUUUUACCUAGCUGAACAUCUCAGUAGACAGGGCUACCAAGAGUCCCAAUCAGCGAAUCUCCUCAGUUACAUCGGUAUCACCAACACGAUAGGAAUGAUCGCAUUGGGCUGGGCCGGUGACCAGCCCUGGAUGAACGUGACCAAGACGUACACCUGCUGCCUGAUCGCCUGCGGCAUCUCGACGAUCCUCAUGCCAAUCUUCUCGCACAACUAUGCCGCUCUGGUGGUGAUUUGCUGCUGCUUCGGACUCUUCUUCGCCAGUAACUUCAGCUUCACCCCCGUCAUCCUCGUUGAGAUCAUCCCGUUGGAAAGAUUCACCACUGCUUACGGUCUGAGUCUUCUGUGCCAGGGUAUCGGUAAUCUUCUGGGCCCACCACUGGCCGGCUGGAUCUUCGACGUGACUCAAGUCUGGGAUCCGUCUUUUAUUAUGGCUGGCGCUUGGAUAAUCGUUUCCGGCCUCCUCAUGGGUAUCAUUCCCUACACGAAGAAUCGCAAGAUCUGGGGCAGCGGGCCCGUCGAAAUCGACAGGGAGCGCGAGUGCUUCGCCUAAAGAAAAGCUUUAAUCUCGUAGCGAACGUACAUAAGCUUCUUUUUAGCUUCUUCAGCUCAGCGCAGAGGAGUUUGAAUCUUAAUUCGCGAGGAUGCGCGUUGUAUAGAUAGAAAACCGUAAAGAAUGGAUUUGCAUGCUGUACAAAGAUGAUUCACGCGUUAUUUCGUUGUAUACUACUCGUGUACUUACAUACCCGGCCGAACCUGUAGCCUGUUAAUUUUCCUUCCGUUCGGUUGUUCCAGAAGUGAAUCGAGUUAUAAGCAUCGCGUUUUGUCACUUCGUUAGAGAAAGAUAUUAUUUUUUUUUAUCGGAUCGAACGGAGUCUUGGAAGAUCGUUAGAAUGUGUGCUAUUAAGCCAGCGAGUAUUCACUACUGAUGUGUGAAUUUUUUUAAUUUCUAAGGUUGAAAUAUUGAAAUGAUUCUAUAAGUUAAGUGGAUUUCGAUCAAAUCCAGUUAUGAAGCAACUGCUAUAUCUGUAUAUUUUCAGUAUUAGUUUACAGUAAUUAAUACGUAAAGCCGAAUACAACCUCACAGAGUGAUUCAGUCCAAAGAUUAGAUUGACUUUGUACUGUGUAUUAUAUUAGUUAUUUUUUAAUAACGGAAGUUUCAUCGCAUGCAAUUUUAAUUUAUUGCGAGUUGCUCGUUUUAGCCAUUCGUAUUAAAAAUUUACUGCGAAAAAAAGUAAUAAAAGAGUGUAAAUAUUGUUUUACUUGGUUUGAAGUGUAUACAGUUAUUUAUCAUUGAACAGCUGGUUUAAAAGCUUCUACAAAUUCUCAAGAUAAGUUUCAUCGACUGUUUAUUCAAGGAAAAUAAUUAUUAUUGAAGAACGUACGAGUUUUCCAAACACGGGAAAAAAAUUGGCUAAAUCGAACUGAAAGGAUGAAAAAAGUCUUCCACUAUAUUGACGAUGAAUAUUUAUCAAAUCAAAGAAUGUCGCUUACCUUCUUCAUACCAGUGACUUUGAGAUUUUUUUCACUACAUGCACUACUUUUUCUAAAUACCCCUUUGUUAUAUCUAUGGAGUUUUUUUGUGUACUGUGAAAAUAGUAAAAAAAAAUAAAUAAUAAGUUUUCGUACUAUUUUCUAUAAUAACGGUUGAAUUUUGAUACAUUUUUAUACAAAAAAAACUCAUUAAAUGUAGAAAAAUGCAAAUAGUGGAAUAUUUUUAUGAUUCUAAACCAAUUCAAUUCUUAUUUGUAUUAUACAUUUUUUAAUGUUGAAAUCAGUUAAGCAAAUCUUUUCGUCGAUGUCAUUUGAAAAAAAACUUUUUUCUGUUGACUAUAAUCAAAGCUUUAUUAUAGAAAUUGAAUGCCAUUCUUGAUCGUUUUCACUCAAAUUUAUUGAAGUCUAAAAAUGUGAAUAGUCACGUAAUGGAUAUACUUUGUAAUCGAGCAAAGAUCCCUAGUAAAUAAUAAUGGUUAUUCAAAAGUUCGGUAAAGUAUAUGAUAAACGUCCUUUUAUAAUGUUUCAUAAAUGUUUACUUGAAACAAAAAGUACUUAAGUGUUCCAAGCAACUUUUUAGAUGCGAUCUUGUAAAAACGAUGAGAACAAAAAUGAGUGUGUCUUUAUCUUUACCACGUAGUCUUUUUAAUGAAUUGCUCAGAGUAAAUGUUAUUUAGUCAAAAUGUAGGAUGAAAAUAUUUUCUGAGAUGAAAUUUCCACAUCAUGAUUUCUACUUCACAUCCAGUUUGCUUUAUUCAACUUAAGAUUUAACUUAAAAAAUUUUGUUAUUGCGAUCUUGUGUGAUAGAUUUGUAUUUUUUUUUUUUUUUUUUUUAAUGGGAGCUUUCAUCUUCUAUGAUAUGAAAUGGAUUCUAUUUCAAAAAAUCAAAAUUCACGCAAUCAAUGUCGGAACACAGUGAAAGAGACUUUUUUGUAUUGUCGGACAAAAGAUGUGUUCACAUAACUGCGGCACGAAAAAAACUUAAACUUCCAUACUAUACAGAUUCACAGUUAAACUAAAUCUAAAACUACCAGACCCAUGUAUUAUAACAGUCGCUCUAAGCGAAAAAAUCCUUGUUACGUAUAUAGGCAAAAAGGCAAAGAGAUAAUACUACUAUACGUAGCUAAUUGUUUACUAGUCUAAAUAAGGGUUGAUCGAUAUAUAUAUAAACCAAAGCGAAGAAGAUGGUGCGCAUGUGUAGUAAUGAUCAUGUACAUACAUACGUUCCUUUCGGUUUUUUUGGACUGAAUUUCAACGUCAUCCCGCGUAGUCCAGAAGUCGACAAUUAAGAAAUAUAAUACUGCCGAAACUUUGACAAGUAAUCUUACAUCCAAACGUGAUCGAAGUUCAGUCCAAAAAUUGCAAAAGGAAUCAUAAAACCAAGUGUAAUAUUCUUAAUUUUAACGAACUCCAAACUGUACAAGACUCUGCGUGUGUAAUGCCUUUGAUUUUGUAUACUAUAAUAUUGUGUUACAUCAUAACUCCGUUAAGUUUAGACAUUAGUCCAUUUUUGUAUUUUACUUUAAGCAACGUAUUAGACUCUUGAAGAUUUUUAUUAGACACAAUCCUGUUGAUUAUUGGUACGUAUAGGAAGAACCGGUGAUGUUUCAUAAGGUGCGCAUAUGUGUAUAUACAACUAUGCCAAGAUCUCGACGAGAGAACGAGCUGUUCGAAAUUCUCCCGUCGACGUCGUAUUAUAUCCGAGUAAUAAACUAAAUAACGUAUAUAAGCAGAUAAGCAAAUGAGUAUCGAGACGAGUUAGUUAAUGAAAAAAAAUUGUGACGCGUAGGCGUCUCGGCAUACAAUCAUGUUCAAACGUAGGUAUAUAAAUAAAUAAUAUCGACUGAAGCAGGGCGGGAAUGUGAAUAACGCGGGAACGUUUGUAACGAUAUUUCGAUCGACCUUCUUGUUGGUUUCCCCCUUUUUCGCCGUGUCUGUAAAAUACAACCAGUGUAAUGUAGAGAUUGUGCGCGACAAAUCGUUGAACGAUUUGGUUUUACUCAUUUUUUUUUUCGUUUUUCAUUUUAUAAAUUAACUGUAGCCGAGAGAAAGACAAAUGGAAAAGUAAUAUCUUAGUAUCCAAAGCACUCAGGAACCUCUGGUCGUCGCCGUUUCUCCUGGUGUAUGGAGUGUAUGAAGAGAAGAUUUCGAGAUUCUUGGUUUUCCCGCUAGACGAGAGAAUUAAGAAUAUAAAGAUAAAACAGAAAAUAAUGCGAAAGUUCAAAUGUCAAAAAAAGUGAUAAACUGCCCGUAGAGACUUUAGAUUUCCACCGAGUGACUCUCGCGAGAGAGUCGUAGGACACUGUGUUAAACAACCAAUAUAUUCUCUUUUUUUUUGUUCGACGAAGGGAAUCGCAAUAUUAUAUGCGUAUAAACAAUAACCGCGUAUACGAUGUAAUAUCGCUCGUUUCGCUAAUAACGACGAAAUCGUCGUAGCGAAAAAAAUAACUCAAUGGAGACCUUUUGUACUCUGUCUGAUUUGUAAUAAGACGACUUUUAUUAACGGAUGGAAUGUCGAGGGAAAAAAGUAGCGUCGACGAAUUUUUCGAUGAUUUUUUAGCUCUUCGGAGUGAUGU